Molecule: messenger RNA, 744 nt
Organism: Nannospalax galili (Upper Galilee mountains blind mole rat)
Lineage: Eukaryota; Metazoa; Chordata; Mammalia; Rodentia; Spalacidae
Gene: Cysrt1
Product: cysteine rich tail 1
Exons: 2
Coding region: 88-513 (141 amino acids)
Source: RefSeq, a predicted model, not a curated record
GCAGCUGCUGGUAGCUCUACUCACAGGCACAGGGACCUGGAGCUGGAGGACUGGGAGGACAGAUUGCUGCUUGCUGCAGCCUCGGCCAUGGACCCCCACGAGAUGGUCGUCAAGAACCCAUAUGCCCAUAUCAGCAUCCCUCGGGCUCACCUUCGGCCUGACCUGGGCCAGCAGUUAGAGGAGGCUCCCUCUUCAACCUCUGAGAUUCAGCCUCUGCCUUCAGGGACCUGUGCCCAAGAGCCAGCUGGCCUCAUGCAACCUCCUGAGGCUCCAGGGCCCAAGGGUACCAAGGGCAUCAAGGGAGCUGCCCCUGACCAGAACCAGCAGGCCUGGCAGUCACCCUGCAAUCCCUAUAGCAGUGGGCAGCGUCCAUCAGGACUGACCUAUGCUGGCCUGCCGCCUGUGGGGCGUGGCGAUGACAUUGCCCACCACUGCUGCUGCUGCCCUUGCUGCUCCUGCUGCCACUGCCCACGAUUCUGCCGCUGUCACAGCUGUUGCUGUGUUGUCUCAUAGCCUGACUAACCAAUUCCCAGGGUUGGGAGGCCCAGGCCUCUCCUCAAUGCCAAGGUGGUGCUGGACAUUAGAAGCAGCCAUCAUCAUGGUCAUUGGUCACCUCCUGUCCUGGACAGGGGCACCUGCCCACCAAGAAGGCUCAGCUGGAGCUCUUUGGAAUACAGUCCCAGGCACUGGCCAUGUUGGCAGCAACAGGGAAGGCCUUGGCAAUAAAGCAGGAUGAACUUUGUA